Molecule: messenger RNA, 2169 nt
Organism: Alexandromys fortis (reed vole)
Lineage: Eukaryota; Metazoa; Chordata; Mammalia; Rodentia; Cricetidae
Product: melanoma-associated antigen B18-like
Exons: 2
Coding region: 1-582 (193 amino acids)
Biological process (GO): negative regulation of transcription by RNA polymerase II
Cellular component (GO): nucleus
Source: RefSeq, a predicted model, not a curated record
AUGGGGACCAGUGAGCAGGUUUUUGGCAUAGAAGUGAAGGAAGUGGAUGAUAUCAACCACUCCUAUGAGCUCCUUAAAGUUCUUGACCUCAGCUAUGAUGGGCGCUCGAGUGGUGAUGACGAAGAGGGCAUCCCCAAGAUAGGCCUCCUGGUGCUCAUCCUUGGUGCCAUCUUCAUGGAGGGCAACCGUGCUCCUGAGAAGAAGAUCUGGAACAUGCUGAAUACGGUUGGCAUAUUUCCUGACCAGCAUGAUUUCAUCUGUGGGAAUCCCAGAAAGUUCAUCACUGAAGAAUUGGUUUCCGAGAAGUACCUGGAAUACCAGCUGGUACCCGGCAGUGAUCCUCCAUGCUAUGAGUUCCUGUGGGGCCCAAGGGCCCGCGCUGAAACCAGCAAGAUGAAAGUCCUGCAGUUUUUCUCCAAGAUUGUCCGGAGCAGCCCCACGGCCUUCACAGCUCUGUAUAGGGAAGCCUUGAAGGAUGAAGAGGAGAGAGCCCAGACCGCCCUUGCCUCCGUGUCCAGUCCUGUUGCCCCGGAAGACUCAGGUUCCGCGGACAAGCCCAGCAGCUUCUCCCGCUCUGAGUAAAUUGAGGCUGCUUUUUCACACUGAUUAAAGACAACAGUCAGGUAUUCGAGUAGAAGAAAGUUCGGGUUCUUUUUCUUUUUGUUCCGUCUUAAAGGGUUUAUUAGCUUCAGAGUCUCCAUUCAUUAACUGUGGCUCCCACGUUUGUUUCAGAAGAAGUUCGCUGCUGUGAAAAGCGUGUUGAGGACAUUCUCAGCUUUGAGGUCUAGAGGAAGAUCAAAGAGCAUUGCAACAGAGCUUUCCUUGGACGUGUGAAAGAUCUAAAAAAAUGACAGAUUCUGUUGUUCUUGUAGUCUGUUUUGUGAAGCUAAACAUGUUCACCUCUUACUUGGUUGAUUUACUGAACAAUGUAUGUGCAGUUAAAGGUUAAUAAAGGGCACUGCCCUGUUUUCCAAAAAAAAAAAAAAAAUCCAUUUUGGCUCUUCAUAUACACUUUCGUUUGGGGUGCCUUUGGAGCCUCUGUGACCAAUAAAUGCUAGGCAGAGCCAUAGACAGAAUGAUCUAACUGACUUUUUAGGUCUGGGACCACAUACCGUGCUUAUUUCCUGCAUCUGGGACAGCAAAAGUCUCCGCUUUCACCAUUGCAUUUAAACAAAAUUGCAUUUUAUCUUAAAAGCACCUUUAGCAUGAGUUGCAAAAGAAAAAACUUGUUUUUGAGUUAGUAAAAUGACCAUCUAGUGACUAAAGUAGUAUAGGGCGGAAUAAACUCUGCGCUGGGCUGUUAGCGAUGUGCUAACAUUCUGGAGACACUUUUUUUUUUUUUUUUUUCAAAAUCCAUGUUCCUAAAAAUGCCUCUUCCCAAGGCACAAUUGGAGUGUUUGGUUUUGGCUUGUCUGUGUUGACGAUGGGACCCUGACAUCUGAAUUUAGUCUUUUAGAGUUAAGUCUGUAACCCGGGACGCUGUUAGUCAAGUCAAGGUUAGGCUGCCCAUCGUUUAUUUGGAGGGUUCAGAACGCCGUGUGGGGGUCAGAUAUUGGGGUGCAGCGUCCUAGUAGAUCCAGUUUUGGUCUAGUCAGGCAGCAAGCAUUGGGAAGCUGUGCAGAGCAGGUCCAAGGCAAUCUGACAGCUGGAGCUUGUGGAAGGCGAGAGUGGGAGGGACGGUUCAGUGUGGCUGGAAUGCUCACCUUGAAACAGAGGUUAACCUUUGUUUAGGUGGGUGUAGAGGAAGCUUGGAGAACGCGAAGGAUUAAAGGAAAGAAGCUAAAACACCCAGUGAGUGAGUCCAGGAAAGUUGAACAGAUGCGUCAAACUCAGAAGUAUCGAGUACCCAUUCUCUCUUGUUGCUAGGGGGCCUGCACAGUGGGGAAUCCCGUUGUGCAGACCUGGAUACAGAGGACAUUGUGGCGUGGCGUGGGGGCACGAACCCCCCCCUCCGCCCCCGAGUUUCAAUCGCCACAUGGGACAGCCUGGGAAAGUCACCAGUCGGCGGCGCUGCGGUGGUGGAAUCACAGACCGGCUGUGCUGGAACCUCUAAGGUCAGAGGAGCUGCAGGACGGGGACCCAGAAGAAAAGGGACCAGGGGUUUGAUCAGUUUCUCUGCUGUUUAUAAAGAUGUCGGCUCUCAAAUUCUGCUGUGGAUGUCUUACCUUU